This is a messenger RNA of Lentinula edodes (shiitake mushroom), 1630 nucleotides long. RefSeq names its product major facilitator superfamily domain-containing protein. NCBI's taxonomy places the organism in Eukaryota, Fungi, Basidiomycota, Agaricomycetes, Agaricales, Omphalotaceae. The transcript is spliced from 9 exons. Bases 155 to 1513 code for a protein of 452 amino acids. The record is from RefSeq and is a predicted model, not a curated record. Gene Ontology annotation, molecular function: transmembrane transporter activity. Gene Ontology annotation, biological process: transmembrane transport.
CCUCAACACUGUCCAAUAGGGUUUGAUUCCGAGAAGUGCACUUAUAAUUGGGAUUCACACUGGGUCUCAACUUGUAGAAAAGAGGAAACAAUCUAUCACGUUUGUGUCACAAUUUCCUUCCCAGCCAGCGCGCGCAAUUCUUUGGUGUAUCUCAAUGGAAAACAGAUAUGAGCACGGCAGUCGUAGUAUUGAUUUUGGGUUCUUGCCAAUUCCAGAACAUCUCCGAUAUACUCAAGAUCGAAACGCACCCUUACGCUUCAGUAUAACACGAAAUGCAGCUUUUGGGAUUUGUACAACUUUCGUUGUAGCCAAUCUUUAUUAUAGUCAACCAUUACUGAUCCAACUUUCGCUGUAUUUCAAUGUUUCAUAUGAAGAAAUAUCCAGAGUGCCGACGCUCCUACAAGCGGGUUAUGCUGUAGGUGUUGUACUCGUUUCUCCUCUGGGUGAUCUUCUUCCCCGUAGGCCACUGCUUCUUGGAGUAGUGUUAGCUGAUAUUUGCUUCACACUCGUGCUAGCGGUCACGAAAUCUGCACAUGUAUUUGAAGGACUAUCGUUUGUAGUGGGCAUGACAUCCGUGGCACCACAGAUCCUCACUCCAUUGGCUGCUGACCUGGCACCUGAAAAUCGUCGCGCUUCUGCCAUCUCAAUCAUCUUCGCAGGUCUGCUCUUUGGUAUCCUCAUUGCUCGCGUACUAUCUGGCAUUGUUGCGGAGUUUUCGACAUGGCGCAUCAUUUACUAUAUUGAUGUCGGACUGCUUGCUGCUGUCCUCGUCAUAUUGUAUUUUGUUGUUCCGGAGUAUCCAGCCAAGAAUAAGGGGUUGACUUACUUGCAUAUAUUGAAAUCUAUGGCAAAGCUAGCGACAACAGAGCCAAUUUUGAUACAGGCUUCACUGAUUACCAUGGGGUCGAAUGCAUGCUACAUGAAUUUCUGGGUCACCCUCACCUUCAUACUGGGAGGAUCUCCAUAUCACUACUCAACGCUGGUCAUUGGUUUGUUCGGACUGAUAGGCAUGUCUGGUGUUUCCAUGGGUCCUAUCCUAGGCCGAGGGAUAGAUAGGCUUGUUACCUGGUAUGCAAUCUUGAUUCCGACAUUUGCCAUGGCCAUUUUCUGGGCCAUCCAAACUGCCGCCGCUGGAGUAAACAUCUCUGCUAUCGUCAUUGUUUGUAUCGGCCUGGAUCUUUGCGAUGCCAUGCAACAAGUAUCUUUAUCAACAGCUGUCUUUAGUAUAUCCGAGUCCGCUCGAGGUCGAUUGAAUGCUGUACUCAUUUUAUCAAACUUCACGGGUCAGUUCAUUGGAACUGCCGCCGCAACUAAAGUGUAUUUAGAGCAUGGAUGGCGCGCAUCGGCAGUACUCGGUCUGGCCUGUGCAGUGUUCCAGCUGCUGAUUUUAUUUUUCCGUGGUCCUCACUGUGAAAGGUAUACUUGGGUCGGGUUCCAGGGGGGUUGGAAGUGGAAAAAAGUCCAAAAUGAAGACCAAAAAGAGAAAAAGGACUCGCAGAAGCUUGAGAAUUAAGACUUUAUUUCCACCUGUACAUGAAUACUUGGGUGAUCUUCAUAGAGAUCGCUUUUGCCCCAUUUCUCUCUAGCUUCAUUCUACAAACCUUUCGAUACGACUGAUGCGACACGCUCA